AUGGAAGCGGGCAGCGCAGCCAGGACAAAUGGCACCACCAGCAAACCCGAGGACGUCAAGAGCCCAACUGCCCCCAAAAAAGAAGAGGAAGCCAAGAAAGCCACGAGCCCUGGCGGAGGCGAGAAAGAAGCUAUAAAAGGCACGGGCGGUGCUGCGUUGGAGACAGGGCAAAUCAAGAGCUCCCUCUUCUCUGGGAGUGACUGGAAGAGGCCCAUCAUUCAGUUUGUGGAGUCAUCCGACGAGAAGAGGUCAACCUACUUCAGCAUGGACUCGGCAGACUCCAAGAAGAUGCAGUUCGCCAGCGGCCAGAUCGGAGACAUGCGGAGACCGGCCCUGAACUUCCCGGAGAAAGGGGACCUCAGGAAGUCCCUCUUCUCCUUGGAUUCCAAAAAGAGCUUCCUGCCUGCUGAUGGGGAAGGGAGGAAGUCUUUGUUCUCCUCAGGGCAGAUGGGGGACCUGAAGAAAUCUUCCCUGCCUCUGGUGGAGACGGGGGAUCUGAGAAGACCCUUCAACAAGCCCGACAGAGCCGCGGGCUCCCGGCCCCGUGUCAAGCUCGAGGAUGUUCUCUGCGACUCCUGCAUCGACAACAAGCAGAAGGCUGUGAAGUCCUGCCUGGUGUGCCAGGCUUCCUUCUGCGAGCUGCACCUCAAGCCCCACCUGGAGGGAGCGGCGUUCCGGGACCACCAGCUGCUGGACCCCAUCAGGGACUUCGAAGCCAGAAAAUGCCCUGUGCAUGGCAAGACCAUGGAGCUGUUCUGCCAGACGGACCAGAUGUGCAUCUGCUACCUCUGCAUGUUCCAGGAGCACAAGAACCACAGCACGGUGACGGUGGAGAUCGAGAAGGCAGGGAAAGAGGCCGAGCUGUCGCUGCAGAAGGAGCAGCUGCAGCUGAAGAUCAUCGAGGUGGAAGAUGAGGUGGACAAGUGGCAGAAGGAGAGGGACCGCAUCAAGAAUUACACCACCAACGAGAAAGCCACGGUGGACCAGCACUUCAAGGAGCUGAUCCGUGACCUGGAGAGGCAGAGGGAUGAGGUGAAGGCUGCCCUGGAUCAGAGGGAAAAGAUCGCCUCAGAGAACGUGAAAGAAAUCGUGGAUGAGCUGGAGGAGAGGGCGAAGCUGCUGCGGGAGGACAAGGAGAACAGGGAGCAGAUCCACCAGAUCAGCGACUCCGUGCUCUUCCUGCAGGAAUUUGGGGCUCUGAUGAGGAAUUACGUGCCACCUCCAUCCCUCCCAACCUACAGCGUGCUCCUGGAAGGGGAGAGCAUGAGCCCAUCCAUGGGGCUGCUCAGGGACGACCUCCUCAACGUCUGCAUGAGGCACGUGGAGAAGAUCUGCAAGGCAGACCUGGGCCGCAACUUCAUCGAGAGGAACCACAUGGAGAACGGGGGGGACCACCGGUUCAUGAUGAACAACUACGAGUGGAACCAGCCUGACAACCUGAAGAGAUUUUCCAUGUUCCUGUCUCCCAAAGGUACGGCAUCCCAGAGGUGGGCAGGCUCCCUUCCAGCUCAGGAAAGGAGCUUCACUCAUGAUGUAUCCCAAAAUUUGCUCUCCCUCACUUUUCAGAUCCAUCCCUCUGCACCCAAUUUCAACCCACGGUCAUGGGAAUUUUCCUCCUUCCAAGCGACUGAGGAAACACUUGGUACGGGUAAUUCCGCCUUCAGUGUGAGAGGCUACCCUUCCAUCGUGAGGCACCAGUCUGCAAAGGUGACGCCACAGACGUGGAAAUCCUCCUCCAAGCAGUCGGUAUUGUCACAUUACCGCCCCUUCUACGUCAACAAAGGCAACGGAGCCACCUCCAACGAGGCCCCCUGAGCUCCUGAGGAUGUCGGGGAGAGCCGGCAGCGCUCGGAGUGAAGGCUCAGCUGCGGAUUUUCAUGGAUGUACCUGCUACUCUUUUAACCCUACUGCUCUAAUCUCUGCCAGGGCCAGGGGAGGUGCAGGAGGGAAUCGCCUUUCCCUGAGCAAACCAGGACUUUUCCCCAAAUCACCCGCUGGCCUUGAGAGCUCGGCAGGCCUUAACACCCUCUGCUGUCCCCUCCUUGUCCCCUCGCUGUCCCCAGCUGCUCUGCCCCUCCCGGGAUUGCGGAUGCUUGGGUGGCACCCCCUGCUAGGCAGCUGUCCCCCUGUCCCCAGAGCUGCUAAAUCCUGGUGGAGGCCCCAGCUGGCUGUUCCCAAAGCUCUUCUGAGCUGGGUGUUCCCAAAGCUCUUCCCAGCAUGGAGAGAUCCCAGCUUUUCCAUGGAGAGAUCCAUGGAGCUUUUCCCGUGCCUCUCCACGCUGGGGACACCCAGCUCCCUCUGGGAUCAGAUCCCCUGGUGGCAUCACACGUCCCCAGGGUCCUCCAUCAGCUCAGCUCUGCUCCUCACCUGCCAAAAAACCCCAGCAGGAUUUUUCCAGAGCUGCUGGAGGAGGGCAGGGAGGCUUUCCAGCCCAUUAAAGUGCCCCUCCAGCCACCGUUUCAAAUUAAGAAAUAAAAAGCAAAUCCAUCCUAGUAAUACAAGAUUGAUUAGAUGCCAUAGGUGCUGGGUGCUUUUCUGGUUUGUGGUGGUUUUUUCUUGAUUCCCCUAAACCAAAAUUGAUUUAUAUACUGUAGUUCAGGUAUUUUAUAUUUUAUUUUUUCCCUGCAGUGGGCAAUGAGAAUUACUGCCACAGCUUUUUGCUCAGGAUAAUAUUUUUGUAUUUGUCCCCUGGACAGAUGAAUCACAUCAAGGGCUGGAGAACCAUUCCAUGAUCUCCCUGAGGGGAUUUUCCUUCUCCAUGGACAAGCUGAGGGGUUCAGUCCAUGCCAGGCAGGGGGAGAAAUGGGAAUAAGAGCCCUGAAAUGGUGAAAACCAAGAGCUAACAGCUCCUUUUCAUGGUUUGCUCUAUUCAAGCAGCUUUGAAAUGGCUUCCCCCUACUUUUUCCUGCUUGCAGCACCUUGCUGAGGGAGGUCCCACCUGAAAAUUCCUUCCUGGCUCAUCCUUUCACAAAGAUACUCACGGCUUUUUAACACAACACCUCACCCAAAACUCCUGGGGCUGGAUGUUGGUCGCUCCAGAGCACUUGAAAUGUCACUUUAUGAUGAUUUUCUUCCUCCCCCCCAAUAAAGACCAGAGUGGGGAAGGGGCUGGCGUGGCAGGGCAGGAUGUGACAAAAGGGAUGUGAAAAAAGGGAUGUGAAAAAAGGGAUGGAAUCACUGGGUUUGGCACUGAGGGGUUUGAGGAUGUGCAUGAAAGGAUAAAAUCAGCCCACUCCAGCUCUGUUUGCUCUUGAGCAGGUCCAGUAAAACCUUCCACCACCUCCUUCUUAAGCUCCAAAACAUGGACACGACCCUUCCUGCUGCUCCUCCUCCUCAGUUUGGAUGUUAAAAUCCCCUGUCCCCCUGCCCUGAGGACACCACUGUCCCUUCCUCCCGCUGUCCCCUGCCCUCUCUGAGCCCCCACAGCCCCUUUGCUCCCCUUCCCCUCCCCAGGGGCCUCCCCCAGCCCUUGCAGACCCAAAUUCCCCCCAGGAAUGGAGCUGCUCCCUGUUUGUGCCAGCCCUGGAGGACGCCAGGACCCUGCUGGGGUGCCCCAGCCCCUUUUCCCCCCGGGAUGGGGCACAUCCCAGCCCUGUGGUACCUCUGCUUCCCAGGGCUUUCCAGCGAGGCUCUGAGGUGGGCAGGAACUGUUUGGAUGGUGUUUUGGUCAGCAAAGCCAGAGGGAUUCCUCCUCCUCCUCCUCAGACAGGACGUGGCUGCGCUGGUGAUAAACGAGAUGUAAACGAGGCCCCUCAAACGCUGC
This is a messenger RNA of Poecile atricapillus (Black-capped chickadee), 3763 nucleotides long. RefSeq names its product tripartite motif containing 29 (gene TRIM29). Bases 1 to 1815 code for a protein of 604 amino acids. Gene Ontology annotation, molecular function: zinc ion binding. The transcript has 9 exons. Lineage: Eukaryota; Metazoa; Chordata; Aves; Passeriformes; Paridae. The record is from RefSeq and is a predicted model, not a curated record.